UUUAUGCCUACUGUUCACUAGUCAGCUGCGCGGCUCUCUCUCUCUCUCUCUCUCUCUCUCUCUCUCCCUCUCUCUCUCUCCCUCUCUCUCCCUCUCACUCUCUCUCUCUCUCUCUCUCUCUCUCUCUCUCUCUCUAUCGCCGAGGCUCACGCGCGCGUUCCCUCUCUCCGCGGCUAUACACUAUCGCGGCUGCCAUAUGCUCGCGGCUCGGCGUUUACCUACACGUGCACGCUCCUUUUCUAGAUGCGCAUCGGCAAUCUCUCCUCUAAUCUCUGCUUACACCAUGGGUCCACCACUCCAUCUUACACCGUGGUCCAGGCCUUAUAACUAGUUCUGUACUCUAACCUCCCAGCUUUAUUUAUUUUAUUUAAUGUAAAUUUAAUGUAAUAUUUAAUGUAAUUAAAUGUAAUUAAAUCAAAAUCAAAAUGAGACAAAAUGUUGAAAUAAGAAACAAGAAACAAAAUAAAUAUAGACACAACAAAAAAAUGCUUUUCUUUGAUGAAGAAAAAAGGAAAGAUUUUCUUGGUGGAUUUCAUAAAAGAAAACUAUGGAGACGAAAAAAAGCUAAUGAAGAUAUGAAGGAAAAAUUAAAAAUAGAAAAAGGAAAAAUCAAACAAAAGGCUCAAGAAAGUUAUCAAAACUUACUUUCCCAUAGUUUACAUCCAAAAUUUAAAAUGGACUGUCAAAAAAAGGUUGAAGUGGAUGGUAAAAAAGUCAGUAUUUUGGAAAUAAAUAUCUCGAAUAUUGAAACGCAGCCUGUUUUUGUUGAUAAAAUAUUGCCCAAAAGGCACAACGUAGAAAUAACUCAGCAAACUGGAGUUAAAAAAUAUUAUAAUAGUAAAUCAAUAAAACAAUAAAGCAACUAACAGUCACAGAUAUAUAAAUAAUAAUGUUAAUAAAUUUUAACAA
Messenger RNA from Nasonia vitripennis (jewel wasp), 909 nucleotides. It is a transcript of the gene vito, whose product is annotated as ribosomal RNA-processing protein 17. Gene Ontology annotation, molecular function: RNA binding. The record is from RefSeq and is a predicted model, not a curated record. The coding region runs from base 426 to 857 and encodes 143 amino acids. Gene Ontology annotation, cellular component: nucleolus. Lineage: Eukaryota; Metazoa; Arthropoda; Insecta; Hymenoptera; Pteromalidae. The transcript is spliced from 3 exons.